This is a messenger RNA of Amorphotheca resinae ATCC 22711, 2715 nucleotides long. RefSeq lists its product as hypothetical. Gene Ontology annotation, biological process: regulation of DNA-templated transcription. Lineage: Eukaryota; Fungi; Ascomycota; Leotiomycetes; Helotiales; Amorphothecaceae. The coding region runs from base 1 to 2715 and encodes 904 amino acids. Gene Ontology annotation, cellular component: nucleus. The record is from RefSeq and is a predicted model, not a curated record. Gene Ontology annotation, molecular function: transcription cis-regulatory region binding; DNA-binding transcription factor activity, RNA polymerase II-specific; zinc ion binding. The transcript has 2 exons.
AUGUCUUCGUCCAUUAAUGAAAUCGAUCCUCGACUGAGAGAGACGUCUACUGUCGCCGUCCCCUUCUCCCAGCGCCCGACUUUCUCAACGCCACAGCCCGCCAACUCGACAAUAUCGCAAGCCACGCCGCAGUAUCCUCCAAUUCAAGAGGACCAGUCUCAUCAGAAUAUCUAUCCCAACACCCCUCAAUCUGCCGGCAACGUGACAGAUCAUGAUGGCGCCAAUGGCCUCGAUGGGGGCGCAAAUGAUCCAAAGCGACCCCGCGCCUGCGAGGCUUGUCGCGGACUCAAAGUGCGUUGCGAACCUGACCCCAACAACGCAGAUGGACCUUGCAAGAGAUGCGCGAAGGCGCAUCGCAACUGUGUGGUCACUGUACCUAGCCGCAAGAGACAGAAGAAGACAGACAGCCGGGUAGCAGAACUGGAGAAGAAGAUCGACGCGCUGACUGCCAGUCUUCAAGCAACGAAAUCUGUCCCUGGCUCUGCGCCCUACAGUAGUGAGAAUGGCUUGGAAGAAAACAUGAAUAUCCAAGGCCGGUCAAAUCCCUACCAGCAGGUCACUAACGGUGGUUACGGGCCUCCUUUCGCGGGCCGCCCUGAGGCUCGAAUGACCAGCGAAUGGGCUGCUUACCCUAGAGCCCCAGAAUAUGAAAUGAGAAAGCCUUCAGUCCCGCCAAUGGUCGUUGCAGGACAAAAGAGAAAGCACAUGGAGACUCGCGAGUAUUCCGCAGCCUCCCAGUCUCGAUCUCCAUCCGCUGGAGGAGCGAUCCGAAAAUCGACAGACGGUGGUUCUGGGCCCCAGCGGGGCUCUUUGUGUGAACCCUUAGCGGGGCAGUCGUCUCAGAAACAUACCGUAGCACAUGAGUACGCGGAUGUCAUUGACAGGGAAUUGAUCACAGCAGAUAUGGCAACUAAGAUGUUCAACUGGUAUGUUGAGAAAAUGGCUCCUCAUAUGCCAGCUGUUGUCUUUCCUCCUGGUACAACCGCCGCCGAAGUUCGCAAGUCGAAACCUACCCUCUUCCUGGCUAUACUCAGUGCAAGUUCUACGAUGAAUUAUCCUGAGAUACAGAGAGUAUUGACAAAGGAAAUCAUGAGCAUAUAUGCUGACCGCAUUAUUUGCAAUGGAGAGAAGACCUUGGAGCUCAUACAAGCCUUGCACAUCAGCACACUCUGGUACUGGCCCCCAGAGCACUUUGAGGAGAUCAAAUUCUAUCAGCUCAUUCAUAUUGCGGCUGUUAUGGCGAUCGAUAUUGGUAUGGGGAAGAAGUCAAAGUCUACAAAAAGUAAGAAUGCAGGGCUAUGGAGAGACCAUCCAUGGCGACGAACUCCAUAUCCUGAUCCAGAGAGUAUUGAAGCUAGACGAGCGUGGUUGGGCUGUUAUUUCCUGUGCUGUAACGCCUCUAUGGGGCUUCGCAGACCGAACUUGAUUCGCUGGACUCAGUUCAUGGCUGAUUCUGUUGAUAUUCUUGAACAUUCGCCUGAUGCUGCUCCCACUGAUAAAAUAUUAUGUCAGUGGGUCCGUAGUCAACACAUCGCGGAAGAAAUUGGGACACAAUUUUCGAUGGAUGACCCUGUUGCCAACGUCAGUAUUGCCGAUCCAAAGGUUCAACAUGCUCUGAAGGGGUUUGAGAGAGACCUCGAGAAAUGGAGUAGCCAAAUACCGCCAGAAGUACGAUCUCCGACUCUAAAGAUUACAGAGCAUGUUAUCAACCUUUAUAUGCAUGAAGUUGCUAUGCAUGUUGAUCAUAACGUUGACGACUUUAAGCCUCCUUUUACUGAAGCCAAUCUACGUACUGAAGAGCCUGAUUCCCUCACUGCUGCACAUAUCAGUGCUCUUUCAGUCUGCUUGGCCUCAAUUGAUGGCAUAUUUGACACAUUUCUGAAGCUCGAUGUUGAGACUAUCCGAUGUCUACCUGUCGCACAUUUCGUCCAAAUUGCAUACGCGGUUGUCAUCCUUAUCAAAAUGUAUUUCGCUGCUGCUACUCCUAAUAGCGAGCUUGGUAAGAUCAUUAACAAGGAUGACAUGAAGGUUGAGCAAUAUCUGGACGGAUUUGUGAAUAUUUUCAGGGCAUCUGCUGCUGAGGACAAGUCAAGACCGGCAGCCAAGUUCUUAAUGGUUCUAAUCAUGUUGAAGACAUGGUUUCACCGCCAAAGAGAAGCAGGUAAACUGCCACCAGCAACUAACCAAGCGGAGUCAUCCACGGCCUCAACUGUUCCAACGUCGAAGUCAGAUGCGGAGCAUCCCGCCGAUAUGCCAACUGACAGCAACAAAAGUGGAGUCCAUCCAAGUCUUCAACAGCGACCAGGACAACAGCAUAGCUACGGCCCUGCCAAUACCCCCCUUCAGUUACUUAGCGAGGUCGCAACAGGAAACUCAGGAGGGCAACCUCGCACUGGGAGUGUCAGCACCUACCCAGGUUCCUCGAAUGAUUGGCAGCAGACACAGCAGCAACCACAAUCAUUCCAGAACUACGAUCCGGCCCUGAACCAAAUGCCUUCAACGGUCACACCAGGGUACGGCAACAUGAACAUGGGAGCAAACAUCGAUCCAUCGUUCGGCAUGGAUUUUGAAUACUCGAUGGGCGAUGGUUUUGAGCAAGCAAUGGGCAUGACGCUCGGAGUUGCAGAUUUCGGAACUUACUUCAGUGACGAUGCGUUCUUCGGCAACCUUAUGGACUCGGUUGGGGGAGCAGGGCCUGGCUUUGAAGGAUUCUGA